AUGCUGCCCACAGCCGCUAUGAUAUCUAUGGCAUCGUGUGCUGCCGGCUCGGUGAGGGGAUAUGAUGAGCUUGUCAGGAAUAAGAUCCACGUCGUCCAAGAAAAGCGUCCCUAUGCUAAAUGGGGCAGUGAGACGAAUUCUAACAGUGGAAUAGUUGAAGCUCGGCGUAUUCUCAACGAAUUACAUCUCUCAUUGGCCAAGGCGAACUAUACACAGGUUUUUGUUGACCAAAUGAGUCCAGACGUUGUUGGAAUUACGAGGCAUAACCCAAUUACGCACGAUACUGUGGUUGUGGUGUCUCAUACGGCUUUCAAUAAACAUCAAAUCAACAAAG
Molecule: messenger RNA, 334 nt
Organism: Cooperia oncophora
Lineage: Eukaryota; Metazoa; Nematoda; Chromadorea; Rhabditida; Trichostrongylidae
Source: the annotation of a GenBank genome assembly